AUGCAAUUAACAGCUCUGACAUCAGGGGAGAAGCAAAUAUAAAACACCCAGCUCUAAGAGGGGCUCAUCAGAGAAUCCCCUCCGGAGUGUAAGCCUGAUUUUUAUUUAUGUGCUUCAGUCCCUACACAAAGGGCUGCAGAGCAGAGAUUUGUUCUUCACUCUUGCUUAAAGCAGAAUGAAAGCUGAUAAACUCCUCUCUCUGGGAAGCAUCUUCUUGUUCCUGCUUUUUUUCCAUCAGACCUGGGCUCAAUUCCCAAGAGAGUGUGCCACUGUUGAGGCCUUGAGAAAUGGUGUGUGUUGCCCAGACCUGUCCCCAGUGUCUGGGCCUGGGACUGACCCCUGUGGCUCCUCAUCAGGGCGGGGGAGGUGUGAGGCAGUGAUAGCAGACUCCAGACCCCACAGCCACCAUUACCCCCAUGAUGGCAGAGAUGAUCGGGAGGUUUGGCCCACACGGUUCUUCAACAGGACCUGCCACUGCAAUGGCAAUUUCUCAGGACACAACUGUGGGACUUGCCGUCCAGGAUGGAGAGGAGCUGCCUGUGAUCAGAAGGUCCUCACAGUCAGGAGAAACCUCCUGGCCUUGAAUACAGAAGAGAAGAACCACUUUGUCCAGGCCUUGGAUAUGGCAAAGCGCACAAUUCAUCCUCAGUUUGUCAUUGCAACCAGGAGAUCAGAAGAAAUAUUUGGGCCAGAUGGCAACACACCACAGUUUGAGAACAUUUCCAUUUAUAACUACUUUGUUUGGACACACUAUUACUCAGUCAAAAAGACUUUCCUUGGGCCAGGACAGGAAAGCUUUGGUGAGGUGGAUUUCUCUCAUGAAGGACCAGCUUUUCUCACAUGGCACAGAUACCACCUACUGCAGUUGGAGAGAGACAUGCAGGAAAUGUUGCAGGAUCCUUCAUUCUCCCUCCCCUACUGGAAUUUUGCAACUGGGAAGAAUGUCUGUGACAUUUGCACUGAUGACCUGAUGGGAUCAAGAAGCAACUUUGAUUCCACUCUUAUAAGCCUGAACUCUGUCUUUUCUCAAUGGCGAGUGGUCUGCGAAUCCUUGGAGGAUUAUGAUACCCUGGGAACCCUUUGCAAUAGUACUGAGGGUGGGCCAAUUAGGAGAAAUCCAGCUGGAAAUGUGGCUAGACCAAUGGUGCAACGUCUUCCUGAACCACAGGAUGUCGCUCAGUGCUUGGAAGUUGGUUUAUUUGACACCCCUCCUUUUUACUCCAAUUCUACUAACAGUUUCCGAAACACAGUGGAAGGUUACAGUGAUCCCACAGGAAAGUAUGACCCUGCUAUUCGAAGCCUUCACAAUUUGGCUCAUCUAUUUCUGAAUGGAACAGGGGGACAAACCCAUUUAUCCCCAAAUGAUCCUAUUUUUGUUCUCCUACAUACUUUCACUGAUGCAGUUUUUGAUGAAUGGCUGAGGAGAUAUAAGGCUGAUGUAUCCACAUUUCCAUUGGAAAAUGCCCCUAUUGGGCAUAAUAGACAAUACAAUAUGGUACCAUUCUGGCCUCCAGUUACCAACGUAGAAAUGUUUGUUACCGCUCCAGACAAUCUGGGAUAUACUUACGAAGUUCAAUGGCCAAGUCGGAAUCUUAGUAUUCCUGAGAUUGUUACCAUAGCGGUAGUUGCUGCUUUAGUACUGGUUGCAGUAAUUUUUGCGGGUGCUUCUUGCCUGAUUCGUGCCAGAAGCAACAUGGAUGAAGCGAAUCAACCUCUUCUCACUGAUCAGUAUCAACACUAUGCUGACGACUAUGAAAAAAUGCAGAAUCCUAAUCAAUCUAUGGUCUAAUAACAAAUGACCAAUUCUCUUAUGUAUUAGUAUCAUAAAACCACCUGGUUGAAAAAUAAUAGAUUAAAUUUCUUACUGUAUUUUCUUUCCUUCCAUUACUUUCUUCCUGAUGCAUGCACAUAUUAGAAUUAAAACUCUAAAUAUUAUUUUCUAGCUAGGGAGAGUCACAAUUGUUAAUUGGUUCUAUUUUUCAACUCUAUUUAAAAUGGUAGGUUGUACAUUAAUUAGAAUUUAAAUAAAAACUUGAAACAUUAAAAAAUAAAAUAAAAUGGUAGGUUGUAGGCACACAUCCUAACCCUGAUCUAUAACUCUGACCCUAAAUCUAAUCCUAACCCUCUGGAGAGGUCCCUGAACUGCAAAAUACCGGGCACAUGCCCUAACUCUAACCCUGAAUCUAAGAAAGUAGCUUCCUGAACACAUGGUAAGAAAAGCUGAGAAGCAGCUUAGUUAUCUUAGAGAAGACCCCAAAUAUUUAAAAAUUGGCAGUUUUUCUGAAAAUGGUCAUGAAGGUAGAGAUUUUUAAAAAAAUGGUAGGUUGCACCAACUCCAUGGUAUUUAAGCAGAGAGUGUGAAGAUUUUUGGCAUGUUUUAAAGGUCAACUAUAUGACAAUGUAAAUAAACUGUUGUGCUUUGUUUAUGUAUAAAUAAAAAAAUCAUGAUAGUAAAUCUCUGAUUGAAAUACAUGAGUAGGAAUUUCUACAAUGUUAAAAUGUGAAUAUAUUUCUGUUCAUUGACACUGAACAACAGAUACAUAGGAAGCCACAUUUAUUAGUUAAAAUCAAUGAUGUGUAGCUAUAAAUGGGAUCCCAAUUGACUUUUUCAAACUACAAUUUCCCUUUGAGCAUCAGCAUAUGUUUCAGUCUAAGGUUCAAAGUCGUGACAAAAUCAUGAUCUUUAUCACAUUUUGGAGUGGUGAAAACUUCACUUUGUCUAAAACACAGUUAAUACUGCUUCUGUUAGCCACUACGUUCUACCUCUUAAUUCACUGAAAAAGGAACUACACAUUAACUUACACAUUUCAUCUCUCAGUUAGUUCCUCUUCCAAUAUCUUAGAGGUUCACAAGUAAGCCACAAUGGUGGAGAACACACAAUACGGUGCUCUACAAUUACCAUUCAAUUCAUUGUGUUUAUUCCGAAUAGCGUUCUCUUAUCACUUACCAGCCUUUUGUAUGUUUUCAAAAUAAAAUAUUAAAAAUA
Messenger RNA from Nyctereutes procyonoides (raccoon dog), 2986 nucleotides. It is a transcript of the gene TYRP1, whose product is annotated as tyrosinase related protein 1. The record is from RefSeq and is a predicted model, not a curated record. Gene Ontology annotation, molecular function: oxidoreductase activity. Gene Ontology annotation, biological process: melanosome organization; melanocyte differentiation. The transcript is spliced from 8 exons. Bases 176 to 1789 code for a protein of 537 amino acids. NCBI's taxonomy places the organism in Eukaryota, Metazoa, Chordata, Mammalia, Carnivora, Canidae. Gene Ontology annotation, cellular component: melanosome.